Molecule: messenger RNA, 2044 nt
Organism: Aureococcus anophagefferens
Lineage: Eukaryota; Pelagophyceae; Pelagomonadales; Pelagomonadaceae
Exons: 2
Coding region: 1-1872 (623 amino acids)
Molecular function (GO): peptidyl-prolyl cis-trans isomerase activity; 2-oxoglutarate-dependent dioxygenase activity
Source: RefSeq, a predicted model, not a curated record
AUGGCGUCGUUGGUCGGCGCGGCGGGCGCCUACUGCGAGGUGCGCUGGGUCGAGGGCGGCCUGCUGCUGAAGACGGCGCGGCUCGCGCUGCAUCCCAACGACGACGCCGCGCGCGUGCGCUCCUUCGCCGCCGAGGCCUUCGGCAUCCCGCUGGCGGACCUGCGCGUCUCCGGGCCCGGCGGCGAGCACGUCGACGACGACGACGUCUGCUGGCCGCGGGACGCGCGCGGCGCGGCCGUCGUCGUCGCCGAGGAGGCGCCGCCGGACCGGCCGCGGCCGCCGCGGCCCGUCGUGACGGCGUCCGGGUGCGAGGUCCGCGUGCGCCGGCCGCCCGACGCCGGCCCCUUCGCCCGGCUCGCGCGGGGCCAGCGCGCGAAGCUCCACCUCGUCGGGCGCCUCGUCGGCGGCGGCGGCGGCGUCUUCGAGGCGACGCGGAGCCUGCGGGCCCGCGCGCCCUUCGAGGCCGAGGUCGGCGGCGGCGGCGUCAUCGCCGGCCUGCGCGAGGCGCUCGAGCUCCUGGGCCUCGGCGCCGUCGCGGACGUGCGCGUGCCGGCGGCCGCGGCCUACGGGGACAACGAGGUCGGCAAGGACGGCCGCACGAUCCGGAAGCGUUCGCCCCUCGACUUCGAGGUCCACGUCGUCGAGGUCGACGGCGUCGCCUGCGCGGCCCCGGGGCCGCCGCCGCGCGCGGCGCUCCUCGAGGCCUUCCCCCCGCACCGGCCGCAGUGGAUCGGCCGCUACGCGCUGCCCGGCCCCUUGCCCGAGUACGUCUCGUUCUGCGCCGUCGCGGCGCGCGCGGGCGGCGCGGCGCGCGUCGGCGUCGACGACGUCCCCGGCGGCGCGCUUCCCCUGCCGGCGCGGGCGCCGCGGCCCGGCUGGGACGGGUCCCGGGGCGCCGGCGACUGCGGCGUCUACCGCGACGGCUUCCGGCGCGGGUGGCGGGCCUGGGGCUGGGACGACCUCGGCGGCGGCCCCGCGGGCGACGCGCGCGUGCUCUCCAAGUGGCGCGCGCCGACGCUGCGCACGGACACGCUCCGCGAGAGCCCCGUCUUCGAGAGCAGCCUCCGCGAGUACGUCGCCUACGCGCGCGCCGUGGAGCGCUACGACGGCGCCUGCGACGUCCGCAAGCACGCGUCGUGCCCGCGCUGCUACCUCAACGGCCUGCCCAUCUUCAACGUCGCGCCGGCGCUCCGCGGCGACGUCGACGACCGCCCGGCGUGGCUCGCGGACGACAGCGAGACGCUCAUGGCGGCCUGGGACGCGACCGUCGCGCGCGCGGUCGGCAGGCCCGCGGCGCCCGACGCGGCGGACCUCGCGGACCGGUCCUGGUCCCUGACGAAGGUCUUCGUCGCGCCGCCGGGCGCGAUCACGCGGCUCCACUACGACAACGGCCACGCGCACGCCUGUGCGCACGCGUGGCUGUCCAUGGUCAAGGGCCGCAAGCUCUUCGUCUGCUUCGACCCGAAGGACGCGGAGCACCUCCACGCGAUCCCCGGCGACGACGGCGUCACGCGCAACAACAGCGACGUCGACCCCCUCGCGCCGGACCUCGACCGGUUCCCGGGCUACGAGCGCGCGACGCCGCUCGUCGCCGUCCUCGAGGAGGGCGACACGCUGCUCGCGCCCGCGGGCUGGUGGCACUACGCCGUGAGCCUGACGGCGUCGAUCAUGGUCAUGCGCAACUUCUGGUCCGCGGACACGAACGGCACACUCUGGCUCGCGGACCAGCGCGCGGCCUUCGCCGCGCGCGUCGCCGCGCUCCGGGACGCGCAGAAGAAGGGCGCGGACCACGCGCGGGCCCUCGGCCUCGACCCGGCGUCGCCCGAGGCGAAGCUCCUCGUCCAGGCCCACCUCGACGCGGCGAAUAAGUGAGUCCGGGGGUCGCUGCAAUAACGUCACACUCAUGAUCUGUGCAGAGAUGGUGCCGCUUCGAAUUUAUCAGCAUGUGCGAGCGCGAGCUCGCGUUCAUUGACCUGACGCAGCGGCAGCUUGCCUCGGGUGGCGACAUUGAUGAACUCGUUUUGUUGUCCAGGGAUUACGGCCA